Molecule: messenger RNA, 429 nt
Organism: Cladocopium goreaui
Lineage: Eukaryota; Dinophyceae; Suessiales; Symbiodiniaceae
Source: the annotation of a GenBank genome assembly
AUGGGCAUUGGCUCGUCAGCGGACAUGUCAGUGCCCCCUGGGGGACACACCAUCAUCUUGAUGGACCCGGAGGAGUGCAUCCAAACGAAGCCAUCGUUGACAAUGACUCAGAAGCCGCAUUGCUUGUCCAUCAGCGAUGCCCAAUGGAACGGGUGGAUCGGACAGUUGUCCAGGAUUGUCAGCUCAUAUUGGAAUGAGCUGCUUCCUCUGGCGCCUGCUCCCAUCGGAAUGCUGGCGGUCUGUGGCACUUUUGGAGCCGGGAUGGCUGGCGUGGAAGUCCCUUUCUAUGCCGUGUUACCCGUGCUUUUGGUCAUCUUCGUCGCCGUUCUUGGGGGCAGACUCGCGGUGGUCACCAAGAACCAGGCUUUGGACGCAGAGAUCCAUAACCUAUGUGGCUUAGAUGCAGGGGAGGCAGAGGAUGUAGCAUGA